AUGCCUCCAAGAGAAAGUAAGAAGACAUGGAAAGCACCUAGAGGUCCAAAGCCUAUUCCUCAUAAGAAUAAGAACACCGUUGGGCUCGGUAGAGCUAUUAAAUAUGCUCGUCAAAAGGAGAAUGAUGUUACGUACCUACCGGGUGGUGAAAUGAGAUUUACCACUGAGAAGCACGAUCCAGAUUGGGUUAAAUUGAGAUCAGUUACUCAAGAAUCUUCACUAAAUGAAUUUUUGAAUACAGCAGCUUUAGCUGACAAAGAUUUUUCUGCUGAUCGUGAAUCCAAUGUCAAAGUGAUUCGUAUGGAUAAUGAUUCUUCAGUCACCAACGCAUUUUCUUUGAGUAAUGAACAACGUUCGAAAUUAAGUUCUUUACAGAGAGAGCAAGCGUUUAAUCUAAUUGUUCCUAGAAGACCACCUUGGAAUGAAAAUAUGACAAAAUUUCAAUUGGAAAGACAAGAAAAUGAUGCAUUUUUAGAAUGGAGAAGAAGAUUGGCACAAUUGCAGGAAUCUAAUGAAGAUUUGGUUCUUACACCAUUUGAAAGAAAUAUUGAAGUUUGGAAGCAAUUGUGGAGAGUGGUAGAAAGAUGUGAUUUAAUUGUACAGAUUGCAGAUGCUAGAAAUCCACUUUUGUUCAGAUCUUUGGAUUUAGAAAAGUAUACUAAAGAGAUUGAUGAAAGGAAGCAAAAUUUAUUGUUGGUAAAUAAGGCUGAUCUUUUGACUCCAAAACAAAGAAUUGCAUGGGGUAAAUAUUUCCGCCAGAAAAACAUCUCCUUUACCUUCUUUUCAGCUCUAAGGGCAAACCAGCUCUUAGAUUUACAAGAAGAAUUGAAAGAAACUGUAACCCAUCAUUAUGAUGAUGAUGAUGAAGAAGAGUUCAAAGAUUUGGAUCCUGAAUUUUUAGAAAGUAUCAAGAUUUUGACCAUUGAUGAAUUGGAUAAAUUGUUUUUGGAAAAAGCUCCUAAUGAACCUUUGAGACCACCUCUUCCAGGUCAACCACCUUUAAUUCAAAUUGGUAUGGUGGGUUAUCCAAACGUUGGUAAAUCUUCUACCAUUAAUUCUUUGGUUGGUGCCAAGAAAGUGUCUGUCUCAUCGACCCCUGGUAAGACUAAGCAUUUUCAGACUAUAAAACUUUCAGAUUCAGUAAUGCUAUGCGAUUGUCCUGGUUUAGUUUUCCCCAAUUUCGCAUACCAAAAGGGUGAAUUGGUGUGUAAUGGUAUUUUACCAAUCGAUCAACUACGUGAUUACAUGGGGCCUUCUACUUUGGUAGCCGAAAGAAUACCCAAAUACUAUGUGGAGGCUGUAUACGGUAUUCACAUAGAUACUCAUUCUCCUAACGGUACAGAUAAGGGUCAAAACUAUACUGCGCAAGAACUGUUAACAGCAUAUGCUAGAAAUCGUGGGUUCAUGACACAAGGUUACGGUUCUGCAGAUGAAUCCCGUGCUAGUCGUUAUAUUUUGAAAGAUUUCGUAAAUGGUAAACUACUAUAUGUGAACCCACCUCCACAUCUGGAGGACGACACACCUUACACUAGGGAAGAAUGUGCAGAAUUCAAUAAAGAACUGUACACGUUUGAGAGAUUACCGGAAAAUAGGAGGCAGCAACUAGUGGAAGCAGCUAAGUCUAAGGGAUAUGAUACAUUCGAUUUGGCUAAAGACUUAGGUAAGUUGACAUUUUCAGGUCACCAAGGUGCUGAUGAAGGUAAAGAAGCUACUUCCGUUACCCAUGGUGGUAAACAGGCUGCUCUAUACAAUACUGUUGAUGAACUAGAUAGAGAAUUCUUCGAAAUGAGCAAUGUGGAAGGUAAAAUGUCUACACCAUUCCAUAAAGUGCGUAACGAUCCCACGAACAGCAGUAAGAAACACAAUAAGAAGAAUAAAAAGGCUAAAAAGAGAGCAGCUAUGUCUUCUGCAUAA
Zygosaccharomyces rouxii is the source of this 1914-nucleotide messenger RNA. RefSeq names its product ribosome biogenesis GTPase LSG1 (gene LSG1). Gene Ontology annotation, cellular component: cytosol. The record is from RefSeq and is a predicted model, not a curated record. Lineage: Eukaryota; Fungi; Ascomycota; Saccharomycetes; Saccharomycetales; Saccharomycetaceae. Gene Ontology annotation, molecular function: GTPase activity; GTP binding. The coding region runs from base 1 to 1914 and encodes 637 amino acids. The transcript has a single exon. Gene Ontology annotation, biological process: ribosomal subunit export from nucleus.